Messenger RNA from Thrips palmi, 1882 nucleotides. RefSeq lists its product as uncharacterized. Bases 241 to 1068 code for a protein of 275 amino acids. The transcript has 6 exons. The record is from RefSeq and is a predicted model, not a curated record. NCBI's taxonomy places the organism in Eukaryota, Metazoa, Arthropoda, Insecta, Thysanoptera, Thripidae.
CGUCGAGGAGCGAGGAGCCCAGCGCUCGCGGUGCCGCGGCGUGCCGUCGACCACCUAUGGGGGGGCCAGGAAGCACCGCCCCGGCCACGGCGAGGACCACGACGACGCCCCUCCCGGACGACGACGGAGCGGGUGUCUCCGUGAACUCGACGGCCACGUCCUUCUCGGCGAGCGGCCCUCGAUAGCCGGCCGCGUGCCCUCAGCCCGCAGCCCGCCCGGACAGGGACCUCCGCGACCACGAUGGCGCCGAUACUGAAGAAGGGGCUCUUCUGCUGCCUCAGCCUGCGCACCUGCGCCCUCAUCCUGGGCACCAUCACCUUGGCGUUCAACUUGCUGACGCUGUCCAUGUUCAUCGUCAGCCUGGACAUGUGGCUGAGCGAGAGCGAGUACCACCACUGGAACCACACGGCGGACCACCUCGACGGCCACCUGCUGGACGUCCACGGCGUCCACGACGUCCACCAGGACGGGCUGCUGCCGAUGCCGGGCCUCGUCAACAAGUCGGCGUGGUGGCCCGGCCAUCCCGAGGGCCAUCCUGGCCACGCCGGGGCGGCCCUCGGGGCGGCCGAAGAGGAGGAACCCGAGGAGUACGAUGGCUUUGAAGACUCCGAGGCCAUGGAGGAGCUCCUGGAGAGAAACCCACACCUGGCGCUGGCGCUGGUGUGGUUCGACUUCGUGCUCGUGAUCCUGGAGACGGUGGCCGUCGUCCUGCUCAUCUGGGGCGCCGCAAAGCGGAGGGCCGUGUUGCUGCUGCCCUGGCUGGGCGUCGAGCUCUUCACCACGCUGUACGACCUGGGCUUCUUCGUGUACAUGUUCAUCUCCAACGACGUGUACAUCGCCAUCGACCUCAUGCCCAUCCUGCUGCUGCCGCUUACUGUUUACUGCUGGCUGGUGGUGUACAGCCUGUACCAGGAGUGCAAGGAGACGGCGGCCAUGAACACGUCCAUGCCGCUGUCCAUGUCCGCCCUGGAGGCCGCCACGGUGGGCGGGACUCUGAGCGGGACGCUGAGCGGGGCCCUGGGCGGGAACGUCGGCCAGUGCACGGUGCCCUACGGCCGGAUGGCAUAGCCGCGCAGCACAGCCACGAGCACAGCCCGGCGUAGCUCAGCUCGGCGAGGCGUAGCUCGGCGUGGCGUAGCUGCCUAGCUGGCCGCUAAGGUCGCCUGUUGGUGCGUUUCGUUUGGACCAGCCUACCGCAGGCUUCGCGGGCCAGCAGGACUUGGCCGGCACGCCCCUGGGACUUCCCCCUCCACCCGCCGGGCUCCAAAGCUACAGAGCUACAGCCCUGAGGACGCUCUUGUUUUAUGGAAGCCCAUUAUACGGCGCGGCCGCGGUCCCGAGGCCAGAUCGCCUUCACCAUCUCCAUGUUCGCCAUGCGCAUGCGGCCCCCGCCCCGCCAGGCUCGGCGGACAGCGGCAGCGCCAACGAUGGAUGUGUUAAAGGGCCCCCGAGGCCACAAGUCACCAGAUCCACGCAUUUUCGAAAAGGGAAAAAAAAAGUGCGCGGAUGUUAGACUUUUAAUGAAUUCAUGUGAUAUAGCGGGUACUAUACAAGUGUAGUUAAAUGGAGAACAGUGUCGUCACAGGCUCUGAGCAUCAGUGAUCUAUGCGUCAAGUAGCGUCAAGCACUUUGAGGUGGAGUGCAAGUUUGGCUCGAGAGCCUUUGUUUUUGUUUUAAAAAAAUAUACAUUCCUCAAAUGGAGUAAUAAUGUGUUUUAUUUUAGGAACAGGGUGUGUCCUCUCUCCAGCCUGCAGAAGGCAAGCAGUUCUGUAAAUAUAAUUUUAAGAGUGUUUGUAAAUUAAAUUCGGGUGAUAAAAGAAGUUUAAGUUACUAAGCUUAUAUAACUGUGAGACUAAGAAUAAAACUAUUUUUGUACUAUCAA